UUCAUUUUUAACCAGGGUAAAUCUGAUUUGUUGGAUAAUAAAGCGCACAUGGCAUGUUGGUCCUUGAUCGGAUUGGGUAAAUACCGCCCGUCAGUCGUGCAUCACAGGCUUCCCCGGAGCGUCAAGCGGCUGCGCUUUUCCCCGAAGCGCAGCGGGGGGACCGGAGGCUGUGCAGGGAAGAUCAUCUGGCAUCACACAGGGAUGAUAACAUUUACUGUGCCGAAAGUCUGGAACCCUCUUUAACAAAUGCGCCUGAAGAACUAGAGACCGUGGGACCUCCAGAGACUGGCAAAAUGUCUGUCAGCGACCAUGAAAACCGGAAAUCCCGCAGCAGCAUGGGCUCCGUCAACAUCUCACUCUUCCACAAGCCAUCCCAUGCUGACGACAUGCUCGCGCACCUCAAUGCAUUCCGCAAGGAGAGCACGUUCACAGACAUGACCCUACGGGCAGGGGGACGCUCUUUCUCCUGCCACCGUGCCGUGCUGGCUGCCUGCAGCUGCUACUUCGAGGCCAUGUUUGGUGCGGGUCUCCGGGAGAGCCUGGACGGCGAGGUGGACUUCCGUGACAGUGUCCAUCCCGAGGUGCUGGAGGUGCUCUUGGACUUUGCCUACUCGUCAAGGGUCAUCAUUGACGAGGAGAACGCAGAGUCAUUGCUAGAGGUCGCAGACAUGCUACAGUUCCACGACAUCCGAGAUGCUGCCGCUGAGUUCCUUGAGAAGAACCUGCAUGUGACCAACUGCCUGGGCAUGAUGUUGCUUUCGGAUGCCCACCAGUGCAGGCGGCUAUACGAGCUCUCCUGGAGGAUGUGCCUGCUGCACUUCGAAGCUGUGCGAGACACUGAGGACUUCUACAACCUCUCCAAAGAUAAGCUACUUGACCUGAUCCUCAGCGAUGAGCUGGAGAUCGAGGAUGAGCGAGUUGUGGUGGGUGCCGUCUUGCGAUGGGUGCGCCAUGACCUGGACAACCGCAGGGGAGACUUCCCAGAGCUGCUGGGUGGCAUCCGUCUGGCACUGCUGCCCUCGGAGUGCCUCGUGGAGGUGGUGGCAUGUGAGGAGUUGGUCAUGGCGGACAAGCGGAGCCGGCAGAUUGUCGAGGAAGCCAUGCGGUGCAAGAGGAGGAUCCUACAGAAUGAUGGCGUGGUUAUGAGCCCAUACGCCCGUCCCCGCAAGGCCGGCCACACGCUACUAAUCCUAGGUGGCCAGACCUUCAUGUGCGACAAGAUCUACCAGGUGGACCACAAGGCCAAGCAAAUCAUCCCCAAAUCGGACUUUCCGAGUCCCCGGAAGGAGUUCAGCGCCUGUGCCAUUGGCUGCAAAGUCUACGUGACGGGGGGGAGGGGGUCUGAGAAUGGGGUCUCCAAGGACGUCUGGAUCUACGACACAGUACGCGAAGAGUGGUCCAAAGGAGCCCCCAUGUUGAUUGCUCGCUUUGGCCAUGGUUCGGCAGAACUGGAGAACUCACUGUAUGUGGUGGGGGGGCACACGGCUACUGUGGGAGUAUUUCCCGCAUCGCCGUCGGUGUCGCUGAAGCAGGUGGAGCGGUACGACCCCAUGUCCAACAAGUGGGCGAUGACGGCUCCACUGAUGGACGGCGUGAGUAACGCCGCCGUGGUCAGCGCCAAGCUCAAGCUCUUUGUCUUCGGUGGCUCGACGCUCCACAGGGAUGGCGCCCCCAAGGUGCAGUGCUACCAUCCCAUCGAGAACCGCUGGGCGGUGGCGGCCGAGUGCCCACAGCCAUGGCGAUACACGGCAGCCGCCGUCCUGGGCAGCCAGAUUUUCAUCAUGGGCGGGGACACGGAGUUUACGGCUGCAUGCGCCUACCGCUUUGACUGCGACAGCAAGCAGUGGACGCGCGUCGGGGACAUGACCUCCAAACGGAUGAGCUGCCAUGCUGUGGCGUCCGGUAACAAGCUGUACGUGGUGGGCGGCUACUUCGGGACGCAGCGCUGCAAGACGCUGGACUGCUACGAUCCCACGUCGGACAGCUGGAACAGCAUCAGCACAGUACCGUACUCGCUGAUCCCCACCGCGUUCGUCAGCACCUGGAAGCAUUUGCCGUCCUAACAUGGAGAGGACGACACCCACCGGACUCUGUACAAAACCUUCUUAUUUGUACACAUUGGUGGCUUUUCCUGUGCAUGUUGAGUGCCAGUGAGGCGGUUCCCUGGUGGGACAACAUACAGAUACAUUAAACGAACAAAGGUGGAUAGUGCCAGAAAUUAAAAAUUUUGUUUUAACCAACCAGCUGAGCACUUUGUGACUGUGAGACUGUGACUUUUCUUUAAAUCAUUUGGUUGGUUGAGACAAAAUAUUGGCCUGGAUUUUUACUUUCUGGAUCUGAACUAUCCACCUCUGUAAAUGACCCACAUGUUAUGCUGCUUAACAGACUGCAUAUCAGGAUUACCAAAAUGCCCAUUAAAAUGAUGUACAGUG
Brienomyrus brachyistius is the source of this 2432-nucleotide messenger RNA. RefSeq names its product kelch-like protein 25. The record is from RefSeq and is a predicted model, not a curated record. Gene Ontology annotation, molecular function: protein binding. NCBI's taxonomy places the organism in Eukaryota, Metazoa, Chordata, Actinopteri, Osteoglossiformes, Mormyridae. Bases 294 to 2063 code for a protein of 589 amino acids. The transcript has 2 exons.